AUGGAUAUCCGUCGCCUACUGCACAACCCGGAAGACGGAGGUUGGUAUAUCAUCGGCGAGACCAAGAGCGAAGCCGAGAUGAACGAAUUCCCGAUGGACAUCGAGGAAUUCGUUUGCAACCCGAGCGAGCUGGAUACAGAAAUGGAGACAAUCUCGACGGACGCCUUAUUGGACGGGUAG
Messenger RNA from Phytophthora nicotianae INRA-310, 180 nucleotides. RefSeq lists its product as hypothetical. The transcript has a single exon. Lineage: Eukaryota; Oomycota; Peronosporomycetes; Peronosporales; Peronosporaceae. The record is from RefSeq and is a predicted model, not a curated record. Bases 1 to 180 code for a protein of 59 amino acids.